This is a messenger RNA of Capsicum annuum, 462 nucleotides long. RefSeq names its product cell wall protein DAN4-like. The record is from RefSeq and is a predicted model, not a curated record. Lineage: Eukaryota; Viridiplantae; Streptophyta; Magnoliopsida; Solanales; Solanaceae. The transcript is spliced from 2 exons. Bases 1 to 462 code for a protein of 153 amino acids.
AUGGCUAUUUUGACUACAGUUGGUGAUGAUUUGAAGCUUUUGUUCUUUGUUGCUAUUAUAACAUUAAUCACCUCCACCGCUGCCACUGCCGCCACUCCUCCUCCUCAUCCUACUACUUCUACUGCUAUUGUUAUUGCUGCUACUACUGUUAUUUCUACUGCUACUGCUACUGCUACUAGUCCUACUCCUCCUACUACUCCUACUCGUGCUCCUACUCCUGCUAUUGCUCCUGCUCAUGCUCUUGCUCCUUUUACUGCUACUGAUACUGCUACUGUUGCUGCUGUAGCUGCUCCUACUGCUCCUAGUGCUUCUACUACUCCUACUACUGCUACUUCUCCUACUGCUACUGCUGCUAUUGCUGCUACUGGUGUUGUUGCUUCUUGUGCUACUACUACUGUUGCUACUACUACUACUACUGCUGCUACUACUACUACCAUAUCCCCUAUAAGUCAUGAUUAUUAG